Messenger RNA from Thamnophis sirtalis, 1886 nucleotides. It is a transcript of the gene SWAP70, whose product is annotated as switching B cell complex subunit SWAP70. Lineage: Eukaryota; Metazoa; Chordata; Lepidosauria; Squamata; Natricidae. Gene Ontology annotation, cellular component: nucleus; cytoplasm. The record is from RefSeq and is a predicted model, not a curated record.
GAAAAGCACCGUUCCAGGCCGGGGUCCGGGCUGAGACGGAAGCACAGCCGCACAACGUUUUCGUAAACCUCGCGGUGCGUAGGCCGCUCUCUUCCUAGCGGGGCCGCCUGCCGGAGGCGGCUGGAGGCAGCCCGCGAGGGUGCGAAGGUCCCGCGGCUCGAGCGGCGGAGCGGCUCCCUCGGGGGAGGAGAAGGCGCGCUUUGAACCAGGCGCCGGGAGGCAGAGAAGGGGAGCCAUGGGGAGCCUGAAGGAAGAGCUCCUGAAGCCCAUCUGGCACGCUUUCACCGCCCUCGACUUGGACAGGAGCGGUAAAGUCUCCAAGUCGCAGCUUAAGGUCCUUUCUCACAACCUCUGCACUUUGUUGAAAGUUCCUCAUGAUCCAGUGGCCUUAGAGGAGCAUUUUAGGGAUGAUGAUGAAGGGCCUGUAUCUAAUCAGGGAUAUAUGCCUUAUUUAAAUAAAUUCAUCUUGGAAAAGGUUCAAGACAACUUUGACAAAGUUGAAUUCUAUAAAAUGUGCUGGACUCUGUGUGCCAGAAAAAAUCUCAAGAAAAGUACCUUACUCCUUACUGAUGAAGAUGCUUUUAAAGUAUGGGUCAUCUUCAAUUUUCUAUCUGAAGACAAAUAUCCAUUAAUCAUCGUGCCAGAAGAGAUUGAAUAUUUGCUUAAGAAGCUGACAGAAGCAAUGGGAUUAGGUUGGCACCAAGAACAGUUUGAACAUUAUAAGAUCAGUUUGGAUGCCAAUUGGGAAGGUCUUUCUGUUUGGGAACUGAUUGAGCUCAUUGGAAGUGGUCGGUUUAGCAAAGGGUUGGAUGGAACAACAGUUUCAAUGGGCAUUAAUGAGGUCUUCAGUGAACUUAUAUUGGACGUAUUAAAACAGGGUUAUAUGUGGAAGAAGGGUCACAAAAGGAAAAACUGGACAGAACGUUGGUUUGUUUUAAAACCAAAUGUUAUAUCCUACUAUGUUAGUGAAGAUUUAAAAGACAAAAGAGGAGACAUUGCACUGGAUGGCAACUGUACUGCAGAGGCCUUGCCCGACAAAGAUGGCAAAAAAUGUCUCUUUCUUAUAAAUAAUUCAGAGAAAUGUUUUGAGAUUAGUGCCUCUGAUAAGAAGAAGAAACAGGAGUGGCUUCAAGCCAUUCAGACAACGGUAAAUCUGCUGAAAUUAAAAAGCCCUUCACCUCAUAAAGAGGCACGCCAGAAACGGAAAGAAUUACGCCAAAAACUGCAAGCGGAACAAGCAGAACUGGAGAGACAAAUGAAAGAGCUCCAAAUAGCAAAUGAAAAUAAACAGAAGGAACUGGAAACCGUCCGAAAGCAACUAGAAGAGGCAGCCGCUCGAGCCUCAGAAGAAGAGACAAAACGUCUGCAGACUCAUAUGGAAUUACAAGAUCGAUUCAGUCUUGAACUGGAGAGAGAAAAAAUGGUAAGACAGAAAAUGGAAGAACAGGUUGCUCAGAAAUCAUCUGAGCUUGAGCAGUACUUAGUGAGAGUCAAAGAACUUGAGGAAAUGUAUAAUCAGCUACAGGAAGCUUUGGAGGAUGAGAAACAAGCCCGUCAAGAUGAGGAAACUGUCAGGAGACUUCAGGCCAGACUGCUAGAAGAAGAGACAACCAAGAGAGCAGAGUUGGAAAAGUGGCACUUGGAGCAGCAACAGGCCAUUCAGGUGACUGAGGCAGAAAAGCAAGAGUUGGAAAACCAGAGGAAAAUGAAGGAACAUGCUCUACAGGUCGCCAUGCAGCAGUUGGAAGAAUUGGAAUUAGAGAGGAAGCAAGCCUUUGAACAAUAUGAGGAGGUAAAAAAGAAAUUGGAAGCAGCAGCAAGCAAAACUAAAAAUUGGAAAGAUAGAGUAGCUCAUCAUGAGGGAUUAAUUCGAUUAAUUGAACCAG